AUAUGGAAGGAGAUCAAAGAGGGGUUCCGAGUUAUGAAGUUCAGAUUUCGUUUUCGAGCACCCCAAACCCUCAACAAUCGAUCCACGAAAUGGGGUUUGUGCAGUUCGAAGAUCAUCAUCCUCAUCAUAAUCAGGUUUUGAGCUUCAUGGCCCCAUCAUCACAUAUACAGCAGCAGCAGCCUAACAAUUCUCAUCACCCUCAUCAUCAUCAGCCAGCUGAGCUCAGCAGCGGUGCCUCAGCCGCCGCCACCACCACCAGCAACGGCGUUACCGUGGGGUUUAGUACUCAUACCGACCUACUUGUUGCAAGACCUUCUUGGAAUAAUAGUAACGACCAGGUGGGAACGUUGGAUCCAAAGGCUAUUAGUGAUGAAAAUGGGACUGGUAAUGCUAGUGAUUGCAGCAACUCAUGGUGGAGGAGCUCAAGCUCAGAGAAGAGCAAGAUGAAGGUGAGGAGAAAGCUUAGGGAGCCAAGAUUCUGUUUCCAAACCAGAAGUGAUGUGGAUGUGCUUGAUGAUGGUUACAAAUGGAGGAAAUAUGGCCAGAAAGUUGUCAAGAACAGCCUUCAUCCUAGAAGCUACUACCGCUGUACUCACAGUAACUGUCGGGUGAAGAAAAGGGUUGAACGACUGUCUGAAGAUUGUCGAAUGGUGAUAACAACCUAUGAAGGUAGACACAACCACACCCCUUGCGAUGACUCUAAUUCCUCUGAACAUGAAUGCUUUAGCUCUUUCUAAUCAUCAAUUACAGAACACAAGUAUAUUUACUAUGUAAUUUUGUUGUAAUGAUAACAAUAUUUAAUGUAUCCUUAUUAUCUUGUUCUGUACAAUCUUUUGCCAGAUUGAUCAUUUUGAGAUAUUUUUAUUUAUUUAUGGUAAUUUAUCAGAUUGAUUUC
This is a messenger RNA of Prunus dulcis (almond), 895 nucleotides long. Its product is annotated as probable WRKY transcription factor 12. Gene Ontology annotation, molecular function: DNA-binding transcription factor activity; sequence-specific DNA binding. The transcript is spliced from 4 exons. The record is from RefSeq and is a predicted model, not a curated record. Gene Ontology annotation, biological process: regulation of DNA-templated transcription. NCBI's taxonomy places the organism in Eukaryota, Viridiplantae, Streptophyta, Magnoliopsida, Rosales, Rosaceae. Bases 3 to 737 code for a protein of 244 amino acids.